Molecule: messenger RNA, 606 nt
Organism: Paramecium pentaurelia
Lineage: Eukaryota; Ciliophora; Oligohymenophorea; Peniculida; Parameciidae
Source: the annotation of a GenBank genome assembly
AUGAAGUUUUUAUUUAUGAAUGGAAGAAUUAAAUUAUUCAUUAAAUUGAAUAACCUAUUCCUAUUGAUCCUCCAUUUAAAUGCUUAAAUUUAAAUUUAUUUUUAGGUUUUGAAAUUUUACUUGAUUGUUACAAGGAUAGCUAAUUAUUCUUUUUUUUAAAUAAUUGACACAUAACCAAAAAUUGUUAAUUAGUCUUAAUCCUUUUUACCAAUAUCAGCAAAAAUAAAUACAAUAGUUAAUGGUUCGAAUACUUUUUUAAUAUACGCUUAAUAUUUUCAGAAUUAUUCGAUUCUCACACUAAUUUUAGAUAAUUUUAACAAUUUAAGUUGGUACUCUAAUUAAUUUAAUGAUUUUGAUACUCCAAAUUAAAUAAAUCCUUAUAUUUAUGUAAUUACUUAAAAAGAGAAUUUGUAGUUUUUCAUAUCAUCAGACUUUGAGGUUUAAUUAUAACUUUCAACUUUAACACAAAUGAUGAUAAAACAGUAAUUUACUCAUAUAAGAGUUUAUGAAAAUUCUAAAUAAUACUCUUAAUGUGAAUAUAUUUGGUAUGUUAUAGUUAAGCUUACCUUUUUAUUAUACAGAUGUUAAUUAGUAUUUUGGGUGUGA